AUGUUUUCGCGGUUCAAUCAACUGGCCCGCCAUCUGUCUCGCCCAUUCCCUAACUACGCCCACACAUCCGCCGCUGCACUCGCGUCUCGCGUGCAACCUCUGACUAGCAUGACAUCAUCCGCAACGUUCCACAAGAACAAAUCCAAGACGAUACACACGGCGGCAUGCCUGAUAAUUGUUGACACAAACUCCGCCUACUUCGCCCGCUGGUGCUUCUCGCUCGGCAUCGCGCUCAAACGCAUUGAAGUAAUCGCUGACGACGAGGACGAGAUCAUCGAAGGCGUCCGGCGCAUGAGCUCCAAGUAUGACUUUGUCGUUACCAGUGGCGGCAUCGGCCCUACGCACGACGACAUCACCUACGCCUCCAUUGCAAAGGCAUUCAACCUGCCUCUAAAACUGUACGAACCAGCCUUUGAGCGCAUGAAGAAACUCUCGAGACCCAACCAACUGCAGCCGGGAUUCAGUUGGGACGAGCCGUCGCCGGCGCUGACGGCGAGGUUACGAAUGGUUGAAGUGCCGUACGACGAGAGCGUCGAUGAGGAUAAGCAGAAUGUGUUUGUGGCGGAUGAUUCGUGGGUGCCGAUUGCGACUGUGAACGGGAAUGUGCAUAUCCUGCCUGGUGUACCAAGGCUCUUUGAGAAGUUACUCGAUGGGCUCAAGCCGGUCGUUACGCCGCGGUUGGCAGACCCCGAGGGAAACGGUUCGUACAGAGUGAUGAUUAGCACACCGCUCCCCGAAAGCUCGGUUGCGGCGUACUUGACCGAUCUGGCACUCAAAGUCAUGCCGCAUGGUGUCAAGGUGGGAAGUUAUCCGCGAUGGGGGAAGAAGAGGAACACGGUGACGCUGGUGGGUGCUAAUAAGGAGUAUAUUGAUUCUUUGGUGCCGGAGGUUGAGAAGAAUGUAGAGGGACGACGUGUUCAGAGGGAGGAUGAAGACGAUCCAGCUGAUGCUUAA
Molecule: messenger RNA, 954 nt
Organism: Talaromyces amestolkiae
Lineage: Eukaryota; Fungi; Ascomycota; Eurotiomycetes; Eurotiales; Trichocomaceae
Exons: 2
Coding region: 1-954 (317 amino acids)
Source: RefSeq, a predicted model, not a curated record